AUGCUGCUCUCCUGUCCCUGCACUCUGGCGGUCCAGGAAGAGUUUGAUGCCCUUGGCCGACAGGUGCCCAUUCCUGCGGGCAUCUAUAACCUGGAUGACCUGAAGGCCUUCGGGCGCAGGAAGGGCUGGUGCCCCUACUACCUGGCCCGAUACUCGAUUCUCCAUGCCAACAUCGUGGUGUACAGUUAUCACUACCUGCUGGACCCAAAGAUUGCCGACCUGGUGUCCAAAGAGCUGGCCAAGAAGUCCGUUGUGGUCUUCGAUGAGGCGCACAACAUCGACAACGUGUGCAUCGACUCCAUGAGCGUGAACAUCAACCGGAGAAUUCUGGACCGCAGCCAGGCCAACGUGGAGACGCUGCAGAGCACCAUUCACAAGAUAAAGGAGACCGAUGCUGCCAAGCUCAAGGAAGAGUACAGGCGAUUGGUGGAGGGGCUGAAAGAGGCCAACGUUGCCCGGGAAACAGAUGUCUACCUAGCCAAUCCUGUGCUGCCUGAUGAGAUCCUCCAAGAGGCCAUCCCUGGUAGUAUCCGGACGGCCGAGCACUUCGUGGGCUUUCUGAAGCGGUUCCUGGAAUACCUCAAGUCCCGCCUGCGCAUCCAGCACAUGGUGCAGGAGAGCCCCCCGCAGUUCCUGAAGGACAUCUUCGACAAGGUCUGCAUCGACCGCAAGCCCCUCAGGUUCUGUGCAGAGCGCCUGCGCUCUCUGCUGCGGACGCUGGAGAUCGCCGACAUCGCCGACUUCUCUGCCAUCACUCUCAUCUCCCACUUCGCCACGCUGGUCAGCACGUACAGCAAAGGCUUCACCAUCAUCAUUGAGCCCUUUGAAGACAGAACUCCCACGAUUGCCAACCCUGUGCUGCACUUCAGCUGUAUGGACUCCUCCAUCGCCAUCAAGCCCGUGUUUGAGCGCUUCCAGUCCGUCGUUAUCACAUCUGGGACUCUCUCUCCUCUGGACAUCUACCCCCGAAUCUUGGAUUUUCGGCCAGUCACCAUGGCUUCCUUCACGAUGACACUGGCUCGCACAUGCCUGUGCCCCCUGAUUGUGGGCCGAGGGAAUGACCAGGUGGCUAUCAGCUCCAAAUUUGAGACGCGGGAGGAUUUUGCCGUCAUCCGGAACUACGGCAACCUGCUGCUGGAGAUGUCGGCCAUCGUGCCAGACGGCAUCGUGGCGUUCUUUACCAGCUACCAGUACAUGGAGAACAUCGUUGCGUCCUGGUACGAGCAGGGGAUCCUGGAGAACGUGCAGAGGAACAAGCUGAUCUUCAUCGAGACUCAGGACGCGGCUGAGACGAGCAUGGCGCUGGAGAAGUACCAGGAGGCGUGUGAAAAUGGGCGGGGAGCCAUCCUGCUGUCCGUGGCCAGGGGGAAGGUGUCGGAAGGCAUUGACUUUGUGCAUCACUACGGCCGCGCCGUGAUCAUGUUCGGCGUUCCCUACGUCUACACGCAGAGCCGCAUCCUCAAGGCGCGGUUGGAGUACCUGCGCGACCAGUUCCAGAUCCGAGAGAACGACUUCCUGACGUUUGACGCCAUGCGGCACGCGGCGCAGUGCGUGGGCAGGGCCAUCCGGGGCAAGACGGACUACGGGCUCAUGAUCUUCGCGGACAAGCGCUACGCUCGCGCGGACAAGCGGGGGAAGCUCCCGCGCUGGAUCCAGGAGCACAUCCUGGACAGCAGCCUCAACCUGACCAUCGACGAGACCGUGCAGCUGUCCAAGCACUUCCUGCGGGACAUGGCGCAGCCCUUCCGGAAGGAGGACCAGCUGGGCCUGUCGCUGCUCACGCUGGACCAGCUGCAGUCGGAGGAGAUGCUGAAGAAGAUCGCUCAGAUCGCGCACCAGGUGUGACACCCCACCUUCUCGCUCCUGGGCGGAGGCAGGAGCCCGGGGAGCAGGAGAGAAGAGGCCCCAGCAGGAGUGACAGGAGAGGCUUGUUUUGGCAGGCCUGGACACUGACGGCACAGCCUGUAGAUCACAGAAUGUGCUUGUGGAAAUGGGCAACCAUGUUGGACUGGCGGCUUUCAUUCCUGCUGCAACCUUUACAGGUGCUUUCAGACGCUGAGCAGCGUCUGGCCAGGGCGACGGUGUUUCUCCUGCUUGGCCCUGGGUCAGAGCAACAGUGUCUCCAAAGCAGCAGGGAUCUGUGUGCCAUUUUGAUGACCUUUUUCACAAAGACUUCCCGGGUCACCUGACAGUACUUAAAAACUUAAAAAACAGAACUUUAACCUCUAUGGGAGACGCCAUGGAGAUGUUCCCUCACGCUUCGUUUUCAGCAUUCCCGAUUUCUCUAAACAGUCUUCCAGAGAGCUGGAGCCGGGCGUCGGCAGGAGAGGUGUGAGGGUGCGUUCUGCAGGACCGAACCUAAAUUUGUGUGGACGGGCUGGCGAAGACGGGGGUCGCAGGAACCCCCUCACUGCAGGAGAAGUUUUUUUUUACUGUGAUUUUCUUCUACCCUUAGGCUGGUGUAAUCGCCUGGCCCACCUUGUAUCAUUGUACGGACGUGGGCCAUAAUGUCAAAUAUCAGAAAAGCACAAUAAAAGCACCUUUGCUGCCUGUCACUGGUGCAGGAGCACUAGGCUGCUGAUCUUUCAGCUUGGAUAAAUAGCUCAGGUUAGGUUAAGGCUUAGGGUGUCUCUACAGGUCAUCUUUGUAUUGUAAUUUUAUUUUUACGUUCAGUACAUUUAAAACAAUAAAACAGGGCUGUGCUCAUGCCUUUGGGUAAAAUUGGUCCUUCAGAAGACUAUCCUUUUAGUUCUUCCCAGAGCCAGUUUCUCCAGUCUCCAGUUUCUGCCUGGUAUGAUGUCUCCUUUACCAUUCUGUAAUACUUUUGCAAGUAUAGGUGGUAGAGGCCUAGUUCAGGGCUUAAAGUGAAGCCUCUCAACGCUUAAUGCCCUUGCAUUUCAUGGGUAAAUCGCAAAUUAAAAGCAGAAAAUACGAAGGGUCAUUAAUCCCAGUGUUUAUAACGUUUUGUGUUUUAGGCGGGCAGGAGUUUGGGCAAUGGUAGCAAAAAAAAAAAGAAAUGCGGCCGUGGUGGUUGGCUUUUUAUUAAAAAAUGAUAGGCGAGCUCUGCGCACAGUUGUGUUCAAUUGGCGCUUCGCUUUCAACAGCCUUUCCUCUACCGGUUCCGGUCCGGCGGGCUCGGUUCGCACGAUCCCGGAGCUGCUCAGUAGAACAGGGGGUGAGUCGCUGUCUUGAGAGAAGCAGUUUCACAGUAUUACUUGGUGUGGCGUCUGUAAAGACCGGGCUGAAGCGAGUUCAACCGCGGGCGGACUUCUCUCCGUACGGUCCCGGUGCUUCAUCAACGUGUCUCACCGGCGAUAACGAAUCCCGUCCGUACGACAAAAUACAACGGAAUCUCGUCGAAAUAGCAUUUGGUAAUCGUUCCUAAUUGGAGUCGGUGUAAAGAAAGUGCUGCCUCAUGGUUUGGGUUUAUCAUGGUUAACGAUGGCGGGACAUUUAUGCAGGGCAAUGUUGCUGAAUGGAAAUGAAUAAGACGAAUUAAAAAAAACUUCCAAAUGCAAUAUUGUUACAGCAGGGCCACUGCUCCCUCUAGCGUAGCAGCAACAGCGACAACACGGCUUCCGCACUUUCCUCAGACUUACACUUGGUCAUUACAAUACAGGAAAAAGAAAAGACUGCCCUUACAUAAUGACAACGGAAAACAUUCAUUCAGACAUAUUUGUGAUGUAUGGAUCGACUUCGCUAAAUUUGUAAUUGCUUGGUACUAAGCGGUAUUAAAGAGUUUAAAACGUCAA
Molecule: messenger RNA, 3752 nt
Organism: Lepisosteus oculatus (spotted gar)
Lineage: Eukaryota; Metazoa; Chordata; Actinopteri; Semionotiformes; Lepisosteidae
Source: RefSeq, a predicted model, not a curated record